AUGAUUACUUCACUUGUCUUUCUUUAUGGGAUUGUCCUUGUCCCAGUGACUCGAGGCCAAAGCUUGGAGUUCCAUUUGAUCGACUUAAACCUGACAUGGAGCGAGGCUCAGCAGUACUGCAGAGAGAACUACACCGACUUGGUCACCGUGGAGACAGAGCAGGACCUACAGCGUAUGGUUGUUCCUGAUGGGAAAAGGGUCUGGAUUGGCCUCUUCGAUGAUCCAGUGUCAUGGAAAGGUCUCAUAACCACCAACUCCAACUCCUGGAGAUGGUCCGCAACCGGGGACAAGGGCAGCAGUGGAUACACUAAGUGGAGAGUGAGUCAGCCCGAUUUUUACAACGCCCAGGACAUGUGUGUUUUGACACGGCCAGAUGGGUGGGUGGAUGUACCCUGCAAGGAGCUGUUAAAUGCAGUUUGUCACACAGUAAAUUCAACGGGCAAAGAGUUUCAUUAUAUCAACAAAAUGAUGAACUGGAUGGAGGCACGAAACUUCUGCAUAAUUAACUACCAUGACCUGGCUAUGAUUGAGAAUGAGGCAGAAAUUGAAAAAAUGGUUCAGUGGAACAAUUCCGCUUGGAUCGGCUUGCAUCGAGUGCCCUGGAGAUGGUCAGACGGCGGCAAAGGCAACUUCAGAAACUGGAUAAGCAACGAACCAAACAACCAUGGGGAAGAGCACUGUGUAUCCAUGGGCUCAGACCUGAAGUGGGCCGAUGACCGCUGUGACCUCCAGAGGCCCUUCAUCUGCUAUAAAGUCAAAGAUCAGUUUGUUUGGUAUGACGCCAUGGAAAAAAUCCUGGGCAUGAAGCCUGAACCAGUGGACCUUCUGGACACGGAGGAUUUCUACGAGGACCCGAUGGAGUCUUCUCGGUACCAAGAACACAUCCAGGUGGAGGUUCUCCCGGAGCAAAUCCUGCCCGAGCAGAUCCUUCCCGAACAACCAGUCUCGCCACUUGACCACGAGAUCCGCCAGCUGCUGCGGAUCCGUGCACACGACCAGUUCCGCGGGCAGCUGACGGGGACGGUGAAGGACGCAGUGGUGUUCAGCACGAUAGCGCGUCUUUUGGCGAAGCAGGGAGUGCAAAGAUCCCGCGACCAAGUAGUGAGUAAACUGAAGAACCUCAAGAAGCAGUACCGACGCUACAAGGCGCAGACGGACGGGAACUCGUCCUGGGUUUGGCCAUUCUACGAAGAGGCGGAGCGAGCGUUUGGUCCUAUACCAGCCGGGUCUCCGGGUGUGGAGGCGGCCCCCCUGCAAGCUUCCGCUCCGGUGAGGAGCCAGAGGCCUGAGUUUGAUCCUGUUGAAGCAGAGAAGGUGGUGGUGGGUGAUUGGGGCGAACAGAACCAAGGACCCACUCCCAACGUGGCAAUCAAGCGAGAGCAUGAGCCUCUGGAUGACGAGGAGGAGUUUGAGUAUGAGUGUCCACCGCAGACAGUCCAGUCUGUGCAGCCGAACUGUCCCAUCCCGACAAAGAAGAGGAAAACGUCGAUAGUGACGCAGGUCAACAACAUGAUCAACGCCACCAUGGGCACACUCAGGGACAUGGACCGCGACAUGCAGGCCCAGGAGGACGCACGGCUUAAGAGGCUCAUGGACCAUGAGAAGGACAUGCAGAGGAGCCUCAUCCAGGACAUGUUGUCACUCCACCGCACCAUCAGUGCAGAGAACCACAAGCGACACCUGGAGCUGGUGGACCGCAUAAUGACUAAAGUCCCACUCUCCUCCUCGCAGCCUGCCCUCUGA
This is a messenger RNA of Knipowitschia caucasica, 1743 nucleotides long. The record is from the annotation of a GenBank genome assembly. NCBI's taxonomy places the organism in Eukaryota, Metazoa, Chordata, Actinopteri, Gobiiformes, Gobiidae.